AUGGCCUCGCUAAAAAGAUCAGUAAUACCCGCUGUUUUGGCUCAAUUGCUAUUGCAAUUCGACAGACCCUCGGCUGUUAGCAAUAGUUCACUGCUUUCGAAUACCACCCAUCGUCAUAUACGUCCAAUAGUCUCGACGAGGGGUAACUAUGAAGAUAACGCUGCGGUAGUUGGUGUUGUAGGUUUGCUUUUGAAAACUAUACCCGUUCAAACGGAACUUAGCAAACUGGCCUCGAAGUUACGUAUGAAAAUCGCUAAACGUACGGACACUCGGGUUGGCAUUAUGAACAAAUUGGUCCAAGGCAUACAGAACAAAGGCAAUCGUAAGCGAUACAAAUGUGAAGGCUCUUUAAUCAGUGCCAGUUAUGUUAUCAUUGUUUCACAUUGCGUUAGUGGUCGUUUAUCACUUUUAAAAUGGCAUUUAACCGACGUUCGUUUUGGUGAAUGGAAUUCUGAGGAAAAUUCUGAUUGUAAAAAUGGAAAGAAUGCGAAUACUUCAUGUGCUUCGAGCCAUAUAAAUGUGGCAAUUGAAUAUGCUGUACCACAUUCCCUGUAUAGUUUAAAAGCCAAGAACCAACUACACGAUAUCGUUCUUAUACGGCUGGCUGAGGUCAUACAUUUUACAGAUUUUAUAAAGCCGACAUGUUUGCCUUUAAAUAAAGAAGAACGAAUAAUCGACUUUAAGAGCUUGAUUACGGAAGAAGCUGGAUGGAAUCUCAAUUUUACUAAAAUCAAGGUCCCAUUACAAGGUGUUGCUUCCCUUAACUAUCAUCGCAUGUAUAUGAAGCGUAACAUUAGAUAA
Glossina fuscipes is the source of this 801-nucleotide messenger RNA. Its product is annotated as serine protease easter-like. Lineage: Eukaryota; Metazoa; Arthropoda; Insecta; Diptera; Glossinidae. Gene Ontology annotation, molecular function: serine-type endopeptidase activity. The transcript has 5 exons. The record is from RefSeq and is a predicted model, not a curated record. The coding region runs from base 1 to 801 and encodes 266 amino acids. Gene Ontology annotation, biological process: proteolysis.